AUGGAGGGCAAGAAGAAGAUCACCUGUCCCCUUGUGUGUACUGUAUUUGUGGCUGUCAUUGGAUCCCUCCAGUAUGGGUACAACACCGGAGUCAUCAAUGCUCCUGAGGAGAUCAUCAAGAGCUUCUUUAAUGCCACAUGGAUUGAACGGAGAGGAACACCAAUGUCCAGCGAGCUUUUGACUUCACUGUGGUCUCUCUCUGUGGCAAUUUUCUCAAUAGGCGGGAUGAUCGGCUCUUUCUCUGUUGGACUUUUUGUCAACCGAUUUGGCAGGCGGAAUUCAAUGCUGAUGGUGAACGUCCUGGCCAUCGCGGGCGGUGCCCUGAUGGGCUUCUCCAAACUAGCCAAGGCACUGGAGAUGUUCAUUGCCGGCCGCUUCGUCAUUGGUGUCUUCUGUGGUCUCUGCACUGGCUUCGUGCCCAUGUACAUCAGCGAGGUCUCCCCCACUGCUCUGCGGGGGGCUUUUGGCACCAUGAACCAGCUGGGCGUCGUCGUUGGCAUCCUGGUGGCACAAGUCUUUGGCCUACGUGUCAUCAUGGGAACAGAAACUCUCUGGCCACUGUUGGUGGGAUUCACCGUUGUCUUCUCCGUCUUGCAGUGCGCAGCGUUGCCAUUCUGCCCCGAGAGUCCCCGCUUCUUGCUGAUCAACAAGAUGGAGGAGGAGAAGGCGCAAGCAGUUCUCCAAAAGCUCCGUGGUACUCAGGACGUGUCCGCAGAUAUUCAAGAGAUGAAAGAGGAAAGUGCCAAGAUGUCCCAAGAGAAGAAGGUGACGAUCUUCGAGCUCUUCCGUUCCCCCAGCUACCGCCAGGCUAUCAUCAUAGCUAUUGCGCUCCAGCUCUCCCAGCAGCUCUCGGGCAUCAAUGCGGUACGGGUUUACUAUUCUACUGGAAUCAAAGACGCUGGAGUCAAACAGCCCGUGUAUGCAACCAUUGGUGCCGGCGUGGUCAACACUGUCUUUUCCCUUCUGCAGCUCUUUCUGGUGGAGCGUGCGGGACGCAGGACGCUCCAUCUGGUUGGCUUGGGAGGCAUGGCGGUCUGUGCCGUCUUCAUGACUAUUGCCCAGGCGUUGAAGGACGUCGUAACCUGGAUGAGCUACAUCAGUAUUAUUGCCACUCUUGCCUUUGUGGCUCUCUUUGAAAUCGGCCCUGGCCCGAUCCCCUGGUUCAUCGUGUCCGAACUCUUCAGCCAGGGCCCUCGUCCUGCUGCUGUGGCCGUGGCCGGCUGCUCCAACUGGACAUCCAAUUUCCUGGUGGCCAUGCUCUUCCCCUAUGCAGCGAAAGGCUGUGGUCCUUAUGUUUUCAUCAUCUUCAUUGUCUUCCUGGUGUUUUUCUUCUUCUUCACCUUCUUUAAAGUCCCUGAGACAAAAGGCCGGACUUUUGAAGACAUCUCUAGUGGUUUUGAGAGGCGAGCAGCCAAUGGCGUCACGGCAACUGUGGAAAAAGCCCCGGCAGUGGAAAUGACAAAUAUAGAGCCCAUGAAAGAUGUUGCAGUGGAUAUGUAA
Messenger RNA from Euleptes europaea (tarantolino), 1500 nucleotides. RefSeq names its product solute carrier family 2, facilitated glucose transporter member 3-like. The record is from RefSeq and is a predicted model, not a curated record. NCBI's taxonomy places the organism in Eukaryota, Metazoa, Chordata, Lepidosauria, Squamata, Sphaerodactylidae. Gene Ontology annotation, cellular component: membrane. Gene Ontology annotation, biological process: D-glucose transmembrane transport.